This is a messenger RNA of Lingula anatina, 805 nucleotides long. Its product is annotated as beta-sarcoglycan. Gene Ontology annotation, cellular component: sarcoglycan complex; sarcolemma. NCBI's taxonomy places the organism in Eukaryota, Metazoa, Brachiopoda, Lingulata, Lingulida, Lingulidae. Gene Ontology annotation, biological process: muscle organ development. The record is from RefSeq and is a predicted model, not a curated record.
UCAAUAUGGCGGUCAAAAAUGUAAACAAUUUGAUCUCUUGCUAAAUAACUGUAAAUUCCAAGAAUUGUGGCAACAAGUAGCAUUUGUGAAAAUGGCAGAUGGUGCAACACAGAGUACUUCCUAUUAUUCUCUGCAGCCAAGCCACAUCAGGAUGUCCAUGAGGGACAAGUCACUAUUAAAGCGUAGAGUCAAUAAGGAACACAGCAGUAAUUUCAGGGCUGGGUAUGUUCAUGUAAAUGAAGAACACCUGCACAAGACAGGCCUGAGGGGAAGGAAGAGAUAUGUAUUUUAUGCUUUCUUGAUUCUAUUGCUCUUGAUGGUUCUUGGAAAUUUAGUUGUGACAAUAGUCAUCCUAAGUCUAUUGAGGAUCUCCCACACUGGUAUUGCUGGAAUGGAGUUCAUUUCUCCCAGUUUAGUGCUGAGGUUCCUCACGGAUGCCGACAUGGGAGCAGUAUUUCUGAAUGGAAGUAGCAGAGUAACCAGUUUUCAGGACCUUGCAGUGACUGGAGAAAAUCAGCCUAUCCACAUGAUGGUAGCUGGCAAUGUUUCUUCAGUGAAUGUCCUGCCUCAUGUUACAAGGAUUGUUGUGAAGGAUGCUUUUAAAAUUAUCCACCCACAAACGGGCAAGGUCCUGUUCUCCACAGAUUUCAAAAAAGGAUUCUCACACCCAUUUAAACACAUGGAAACUGCAGAAGUACUCACAAAUAAGUUCACAAUGCUAAAGGGAGCUGCACACCAUGCAGCCACCGUGGAUUAUGCUUAUCAACUUCCAAAAACUUUCCACAAGCCUGGAAGCAAAAUGUAA